Messenger RNA from Entamoeba invadens IP1, 1392 nucleotides. RefSeq names its product tubulin beta-4q chain, putative. Gene Ontology annotation, cellular component: cytoplasm; microtubule. Lineage: Eukaryota; Evosea; Mastigamoebida; Endamoebidae. Gene Ontology annotation, biological process: mitotic cell cycle; microtubule cytoskeleton organization. The coding region runs from base 1 to 1392 and encodes 463 amino acids. The record is from RefSeq and is a predicted model, not a curated record. Gene Ontology annotation, molecular function: GTPase activity; structural constituent of cytoskeleton; GTP binding. The transcript has a single exon.
AUGCGAGAGAUAGUGUGUCUCCAAAUCGGGCAAUGCGGGAACCAAGUUGGUGAGAAGUUCUGGGACAGUAUCGGCGAAGAGCAUGGGCUGUCUUCCGACGGUGUAUUUAGCGGAACCAAGCUUCAAGAGCAGCGCCUCAACGUGUUUUUCAGUGAGUCCUCAACUCGUCGUUACGUCCCUCGUUCAAUUAAUGUUGACUUAGAGCCUGGGACGCUUGAUGCUAUCAAAUCGGGUAAAAUGGGACAUUUCUUUAAACCCGAUUCGUUCAUUUGUGGGCACUCUGGUGCUGGUAAUAACUGGGCUAAAGGAUAUUAUUCGGAGGGAGCUGAGUUAGCGGAACCUGUUAUUGAACGCAUUAGAAAAGAAGUUGAAAGCUGUGAUUGCAUUCAAGGCUUCCAAGUGACACAUUCUCUUGGUGGAGGAACUGGAUCUGGUCUUGGGAGUUUAUUACUUGGGAAGUUACGAGAUGAGUAUUAUGGGAAAGUCAUCACGACGUUUUCCGUUGUUCCGUCACCUACAGUUAGUGAGACUGUUGUCGAACCAUAUAACUGCACACUGUCUGUUCAUAAAUUACUCGAUACAGCUGGUAUCACGUUCUGCUUCGAUAAUGAAGCGUUGUAUAAAAUCACAUCGAACAUUAUGAAGGUGCCGAAGCCAUCGAACGAGUCAUUGAACACGUUAAUUUCUUCAGUCAUGUCGGGAAUUACUUGUUCACUGAGAUUCCCAGGACAACUCAAUCAAGACUUGAAGAAGCUGAUGGUUAAUAUGGUCCCAUUCCCAAGACUCCACUUCUUCUCAUCAUCGAUUGCACCACUUUCAAGCGCUUUGGCUAUUCAAUACGAGACGUUGAAUGUACAGGAAAUUGUCCAACAACUCUUUGAGAGGAAAAACAUGAUGGUGGACGUCGACCCAUCCAAUGGGAAGUACUUGACCACCUCGGUGUUUAUGAGGGGGAAGGUAUCAACUCAUGACGUCGAACAACAAUUGUUUAACUUGAGAUCAAAGAGCCCAGAUAUGUUUGUCCCAUGGAUUCCAAAUAAUAUGCAACUCGCAGUGUGCGAUGUACCACCAAAGGGACUAAAUUUGUCGGGAACGUUCAUUGGAAACUCCACCGCUAUGACUGGGCUGUUCCAAAGAGUGAAGGGACAAUUCAACGCAAUGCUCAGGAGAAAGGCUUUCAUGCAUCAAUACACUGAGGAGGGUAUGGACGCCGCAGAAUUCACAGAAGCCGACUUGAACAUCCAGGACUUGAUUAAUGAAUACGACCAAUACUUCAAAGCUACACCAGAGCCGGAAACGGGAGACGUUGACGGUGAUAUUCACUCUGAUCUACCGGCUGAGGAGGAGCCUUCGACUGCUACAGCACAAAACCCACCACCGACUGCUGCCUAA